ACUCCAACACUCCGCCUCACGACAACAAACGGAGUACAUGAGGCUUCCCAUAUGGCUGAAGAAACCGACAACUCCCUAAAAGACUUGGUAGGGGGUGGGGAGAGUGGCUCUAUCUCCAAAAGAAGAGACUCCAAAGGCUCUAACCCCAAAGAAAAGACCAACACCCCCAAUGGAGCCACCACCACCACCACAUCUGUCACAACCACCACCACCACCACCACUACUACAGGAACUACCACUGCCACUACCACCACCACCACCACCACCUCAUCCACCAAGAGCAGGGAGCACAGUAAUGCAGGAGAGGGGGGGACUGAAGGGGAUGAUGGAGACCCCCAGGCAAAACCCACAGGUGAUGGUUCGUCCUCAGCAGGGAGCUCAGGUGGUCGGAAUUUAAGGAUCCGACCCCGAAUCUACAGACCGAGGAUGUCCGAGUCGAGCUCUGAGGACAGCGAUGAUGAGGCUGAGAAAGGAGCCUCCAGAAUACUGAGGUCAGUGGUCACAAUUACUGGUGGAGGGGAAGGAGCAGGGAAGGACUCUAGCUCCCCUGUCAAUAUGGAGCCUGCUGAGGAGGAGGUAGAGAUGGAGCCAGCCAGUCCUGAAGGAAUGGAGGUUACAGGAGCAAACACCCCUUUUGAUUUCACAGAGGACUCUCCCACCACUGAACGGCGGAGAGCUGCACCGGAGAGGAACCACGGACGUCAGACUAUGUUUGGUGGUCUCUUUUCUGACACCGACUCUGACUCUGAUGACACAGGACGCAGGCGGAGCAUUGGUGACCAUUUAGAGGACGAGUCACACCGGAAAGAAGUGGAAGCAGCAAUCAACACAGAGCUGAUGAGGAUUAGACAACGGCCUAAGCCCAAACAUGAAUGGAAUUUUGUUGAACAAACUCUAAAGAGACAAUUGGGUGGUCGAGCAAAUCAUCAAAGUUCUGUUCUGUUCAGCAAUCACUACUACGACUCUCUUCAUGUGCCCAAACGGCUGGAGCUCAUAUACAAAAUGGAGUUUCAUCAUGGGUGUGUCAACGCGCUCAGUUUUAACUCCUCAGGCACACUGCUGGCUAGUGGCUCAGAUGACUUCUACAUAGCUGUUUGGGACUGGGCACGAGAGAAGGCCACCAUCACCUUCAAGUCAGGUCACCAUAAUAAUGUUUUUCAAAGUAAGUUCCUGCCUCUGCGUGAGGACACCCACAUAGUGUCUUGUGCACGUGAUGGACAAGUGCGCCUGGCUGAACUCUCCUCAGGGGCAUACAAAUCUACCCGCAAGCUGGCUAAACACAAAGGUCCUGCUCACAAGUUAGCCACAAUGCCCACCUCUCCUCAUGUAGUGCUUUCUGCUGGAGAAGAUGCUGUUGUACUAAAUAUUGAUAUCAGGGAAGAACAGCCCAGCAGGGUGGCACUGGUCAAGAAUUUGUCAGGGAGCCGCAUCUCCUUGUACAGCAUCCAUGCACACCCAGUCAAUGAACACCAGUUCUGUGUGAGCGGCCAUGACCAGUAUGUGCGUGUGUAUGACCGUCGCUGUGCCUCCCUUAAUUUUCCUGUGCUCAAGUUUUGCCCUCGACACCUGUAUGAUGCCUCUCCUGCCCCGACUGUCACUUGUGCAGUGUACAGUGGGAAUGGGGAUGCCAUUGUGGCAUCCUACAACGAUGAUGACAUUUAUCUGUUUGAUACAAUGGCUUCAGAGGCUGCAGAUGCGCUCCACAAGUAUUCUGGCCACCGUAAUAAUGCCACAGUGAAAGGAGUGAACUUCUUUGGACCUGGGAGCCAGUAUGUUGUGUCUGGCUCAGAUUGUGGAAACAUCUUUUUCUGGCACCGGGAGACGGAGGCCAUUGUGCAGUGUAUGCCGGGUGAUGAGACUGGAGUGGUCAAUGUAUUAGAGCCUCACCCUCACAUCCCUGUAUUGGCUACAAGUGGACUUGAUGAUGAUAUAAAAAUCUGGGUGCCCACCUGUGAAGAGGACCCACAGCUGUCUGACCUUGAGCAGAUUGUCAAGACUAACUUGGAGAAACGGCACAAGGAGCGUAAUGAGGACAGCAAUGUUCUAGAUACCGAGAUGUUGAUGGUGCUGUGGCAUCACAUACGUCGCACUGACCGUCGUCACCAAAGGAUGGCUGAGGGAAGCAGCACCAGUAAUGGGAGUGGUGUGGCAGGUGAGGGUGGCGCUGGCGGCUCCUCCAGUGAUGACAGCAACGAAAGUGAUGACUCAGAGUCCCAUCGGGGUGUCCAGUGUGCCACCCACUAGUAGCAUCAGGAAACACCAUCACCUCCUACCUUCUCUGCCAACAACUUCUUUGGUUUGACUUAUCUGUUCCUUAGUCAGUUUUUUAAGAUGCUCUUAGUAAAUACAAUAUUUAGAAUACAUUUGAUCCAAAAAGUGUUGUAAUGAGAUUUACAGUCUUUAUUUUUCAGAUAACUAAUGAAAAAUUAUAGUCACUUCCAAAGUAUCCUCCAUAGGCCAUGGUGUAUUACUGAAUCAACCCUCCCACAACUAAGGCAUAUCCAAAGACUGCAAAGAACUAUUUGUUAUACCUAUCUGCUUAAUCUCCAUCCUAUUUGUGAAUUAGCACCAUAUUCCAGCAGUAAAAGGCAAAAAAGAAGAAUAAGAAGAUUGGUGUAGUUUGGAAUUCAUUAAUAAUGAAUAUGAGCAGGAUGCAUCAUGGGUGGAAAAGACAACAGAUGGACUUAGGAUAGUGGGAUGACAAUUUGGAGAUACUGGAAUGUAGGAAGAAUAGGGAAGAACCAAUGAAGAAAUUAGCUAAGUUUUGCCAGGAGGGGUUAGAAUAAACAGGCAGUCAUUACAGGUGAGUGCAGAAGAAUCAUGGAGGUCAAUGACAUAUAUUAAUUCCUGGUUUGAUAUUUGAACUGAUUAUACAUGAAAAUUCCAUAAGUUGGCAUUCAUGGACAAUAUUAUUGUGCACCUGUUGGAGGUUAUGAAAUGAUGUUUGCAAAUUUUUACACCACUUACGAGAAAACAAAAAUCUAAACUUUAGAACAUAUUUUGCACAUUAUUUGGACAUAGACCGAACCAGAAUGACACCAUUUAUAUCUUAUUGUUGUGUUUAUUAAAGUUUGUCAAGUAAUACA
This is a messenger RNA of Portunus trituberculatus (swimming crab), 3086 nucleotides long. RefSeq names its product DDB1- and CUL4-associated factor 8-like. The record is from RefSeq and is a predicted model, not a curated record. Gene Ontology annotation, cellular component: Cul4-RING E3 ubiquitin ligase complex; cytoplasm. The coding region runs from base 52 to 2244 and encodes 730 amino acids. Gene Ontology annotation, molecular function: protein binding. The transcript has 11 exons. Lineage: Eukaryota; Metazoa; Arthropoda; Malacostraca; Decapoda; Portunidae.